GGAAAGAGGGGAGAGAGAGACAGAGCGCAGUGGUGAGAGGGACGAGAGAGCCGUUUUUUCGGUUAAGUAUUAAUUUAUAUGAGAAGAGAGGAGCCUCUAAUGGUGUCGGACCAGGAGAUAGCGAAAGGGGUUGAGACGGUGCUCCGACAGUCAGACCCUAAUGUGGUGACGUCUGUAAACGGCGUCGUUCAGCAGCUGGAAGCGAAGCUAGGGUUAGACCUCUCCGACAAGGCGGGCUUCAUUAGGGACCAGAUCAACCUGCUCCUCCGAGCCCAUCCAACGACACCACAACAAGGACCACCACCACCACCACCACCACCACUACCGCAACCACAACCCCACCACCUCCCUCAGAAGGACCAUUUUGCCCUCCAACACCACCAGCAAUUCCUUCAACUCCCUCAACAUUCACAACAUUUCCCUUCCCAUUUUUUCCUUCACCCUCACUCUCAGCACCCUGGCUUUCCUCAGGACCUCAACUUCCAGCAGCACCCGGUGCCUUCCCCGCCCCAACCCCAACUGCAACCACAACCACUGGUCAGAAAAGCUGAGGUCUUUCCUCAAAAUGUGGCAGCUACCGCUCUUGCCACCGAAGUACCUAAAGAAAGUGCUCAAGCUGGAGCCAAAAGAAGGGGUGGUCCAGGGGGUCUAAACAAAGUAUGUGGUGUUUCACCUGAACUUCAGGCUGUUGUUGGCCAGCCAGCCCUACCAAGGACAGAGAUUGUGAAGCAGUUAUGGGCAUAUAUAAGAAAACACAACCUCCAGGAUCCAAGUAACAAGAGAAAGAUAAUUUGUGAUGAUGCUUUGCGUUUGUUGUUUGAGACAGACUGUACUGACAUGUUCAAGAUGAACAAGCUGCUGGCUAAACAUAUUAUCACACUUGAACCUUCAAAGUUGUCUGGACAAGCUAAACGAUCAAAGGUAGAUGUUGAGUCGGCAGCUGAAAGUACAGAAUCUUCUGCAUCGCCUGUUAUAAUAUCCGAAGCACUUGCCAAGUUUCUGGGCACUGAAGGAAGGGAGAUGCCUCAGCCAGAGGCAUCAAGACUUGUCUGGGAGUACAUAAAGGUUAACCGUUUGGAGGAUCCAUUGAACUCGAUGGUGAUACUGUGUGAUGAGAAACUUUGGGAGCUUCUUGGAUGUGAAAGCAUUUCUGCUGUGGGCAUUAAUGAAAUGUUGGCACGCCAUCACUUAUUCAAGCGAUCAUAACUGGUACUUGGGGGUCAGGGCUGACGGUAGAAAGAUACCGAAGAACCUCUUUGUCCAUCUUUUGUUUUAGGUUCAUUGUUCUUUGUGAAUUGACUCGGCUGGAUGGUGUGCUGAUUUACAUGCUUGGUGAUUGUAAUCAGAAUGAAUAUGUACCCGAUUACAAUGAAUAUGCACCAUGGGUCUGUGGCAAGGAUUAUAUUGUAGUUAGCCAUUACCCUGGAUUUAGGUUUUCUCUAACUUUCGUUGUGACUUAGCUGUCCAGUGUCUAACCUGAUAGCGGGCUGAAGGAAACUCAAUGGAAAUGUAAAACUUAUCUUAUGUAAGAGUAGUAUGCAACUUUGUCCAUGCCUUUGCUGUUGGUUUAACAGGGAGUUGCCUUCACUUUUUC
Molecule: messenger RNA, 1594 nt
Organism: Tripterygium wilfordii
Lineage: Eukaryota; Viridiplantae; Streptophyta; Magnoliopsida; Celastrales; Celastraceae
Exons: 6
Coding region: 79-1206 (375 amino acids)
Cellular component (GO): nucleus
Source: RefSeq, a predicted model, not a curated record